Messenger RNA from Ilyonectria robusta, 4186 nucleotides. RefSeq names its product P-loop containing nucleoside triphosphate hydrolase protein. Gene Ontology annotation, cellular component: membrane. NCBI's taxonomy places the organism in Eukaryota, Fungi, Ascomycota, Sordariomycetes, Hypocreales, Nectriaceae. Gene Ontology annotation, biological process: transmembrane transport. The transcript is spliced from 9 exons. Gene Ontology annotation, molecular function: ABC-type transporter activity; ATP binding; ATP hydrolysis activity. The coding region runs from base 173 to 4048 and encodes 1291 amino acids. The record is from RefSeq and is a predicted model, not a curated record.
AGAAAUCGGUUCAUGCUGUGGAAGUGGGAGCAGCGCAUUUAAGAACCGGGGCAUGUCCUGAACGAGCCUCGGUUCCCUUUUUUUUUGGGUUGCGUCUCGAGCAUUUUCUCGUCUUUUGCACUCGACUCCUCGACGUCCGUUUCGCGACAAUCCCCGGAUCCCUUGCGACACGAUGGCGACGACCCCUGUCACCGAGAAACAGGAGGUUUCUGCGACCAACGAAGUCGCAGACUCCCAAAACGAUGCCGGAUCGACGGUGACGUCUCCCAAGGACGAGGGAGAGGAGGAGGUGGAGGGCGGCUUCUCGAGCUUUGUUCGAGUCUUCCACUAUGGCCGACCGAUCGAUUACGUCCUUCUCUCCAUUGGCAUCGCCGCCGCCGUGGGGUCUGGUGUCGCUCUCGCCAUGGUCAACCUCGUCAUCGGUAAAUUCAUCUCCCUGAUGAACGACUACACCACCGGCAGCAAUCCGCCCGACAACUACAUGAAGGAAGUUUCCAAAUACGCUCUUUACUACGUCUACAUCGGAAUCGCUCGACUCGUCUUGACUUACAUCUAUUCGACCCUGCUGACUUAUGUCGCCCUCAACCUCACUCGCAACCUGCGCCACCAAUAUCUUCGCGCUGCCCUCGGCCAGGAGGUGAGCUUCUUCGACCAAGGCGAGGGAGGCUCCAUCUCCAUGCAAGCCACCUCUAACGGAAGACUUGUCCAGUCAGGCAUGUCUGAGAAGCUGGGUCAGAUUUUCCAGGCCAUUGCAACCUUUGUCGGCGCAUUCGUCAUUGCCUUCAUUAGUCAAUGGAAACUGACCCUGAUCCUCAUCUGCAUUUUGCCCGCGCUUCUCAUCAUUGUCUUCAUCACUGGAGGCAUUGACGCCGGGAUCGAAACGCAGGUCCUGAAGAUUUAUGCUCAGGCUGGCGCUUACGCCGAGUCUGUCCUCGGCAGCGUGCGAACCACCCACGCUUUCAGCCUUGGUCCCAGGAUGAGCGACAAGUACACCAAAUACUUGGAAGACGCGAGAAUUCUGGGCUACAAGAAGAACUUGUUGUAUGGCAUCAUGUUCGGCGGCGAAUACUUUGUCAUUUUCGCUGGCAUGGGCUUGGCUUUCUGGCAGGGUAUUACUAUGAUCGCCCGAGGAGAAGUUGAGAGCAUCGGUACAGUUUUUACCGUUCUUUUCUCCGUCAUUAUCGCCGCCUCGACUCUCAACUCUAUCGUCCCUCACAUGGUGACCUUCAGCCGCGCUGCUACGGCAGCCGCCGAACUCUUUGUGCUGAUUGACCGAAAGUCGGAAAUCAACCCCUUUGACGAGUCCGGCGACAAGCCUGCAGAUACUGCCGGAGAAAUCGAGUUAGAAGGCGUCACCUUCAGUUAUCCCACCCGACCUGACGUUCGUGUGUUAGAAGACUUUUCACUACGAGUCCCCGCCGGCAAAGUCACUGCCCUUGUUGGACCUAGCGGAUCUGGAAAGAGUACAAUCGUCGGCCUCAUGGAAAGAUGGUACAACCCAAGCGAAGGCAGCAUCAAGCUAGACGGCAAAAGUAUUGACCAGCUCAACCUGCGAUGGCUCCGCACCAAUGUUCGACUGGUGCAGCAAGAGCCCGUCCUUUUCAACGGCACCGUCUUUGACAACAUCUCCAAUGGACUCGUCGGAACGCAGUGGGAGGCUGAAUCACGAGAACAGAAACUUGGACGUGUGCAAGCAGCUGCCAAGAAGGCCUUUGCAGAUGACUUCAUCCAAGGCCUUCCUGAAGGAUACGACACCCGCAUUGGCGAGAGAGGAGGUCUUUUGUCUGGUGGCCAGAAGCAGAGAAUCGCCAUUGCCCGCUCCAUCGUCUCGGAACCCAAGAUUCUUCUCCUCGACGAAGCCACCAGCGCUCUGGAUCCUCACGCCGAGGGCAUCGUGCAAAAGGCUCUUGACGAGGCUUCCAAGAACCGAACCACCAUCACCAUCGCUCACAAGCUCAAGACCAUCCAAGGCGCCGACAACAUUGUUGUUAUGAAGCAGGGCAAAAUCGUCGAGCAAGGACGCCACGACGAGCUCGUCGCUCGCGACGGCGAAUACGCUACGCUUGUCAACGCACAGGACUUGUCUACCGAAAAGGCCGAGGAUGCCACCGAGGAGAGCUCAGAGGAAGAUGAAGAGAUUCUAUCAGUCAAGCAGACUCAGUCUCUGGUCAGGCAAAAGACGGCUGAUGUUGAGAACUUUGAGGCUUUCAAGAACCGUGAAGAUUUCAACGUCGCUCCUCGCACCGGUGUGAUCACGACCAUUUGGAAGCUCGUGAGGGCUACACCUGAGCUAAACAGAUGCUAUGGAAUCGUUGGUUUGGCGUGUCUAGCUGGCGCUGGAUUGUACCCUGGUCAAACGGUUCUUAUCGGCAAGGUUUUGGACGUCUUUGGGUCAGACGACAUGCAAAAACGCGGCAACUUCAUCUCCCUAAUGUUUUUCGUCAUGGCAUGCGGUCUUUUGGUCGUCUACUGUGUCUUGGGUUGGACUACCAACAUCGUUGCUCAGACUUUCAGCAAGAAGAUUCGCAGCGACAUGUUCAGCGCCUUCUUGCGACAAGACCUCCGAUUCUUUGAUCGCCCUGAAAACACCGUCGGCGCCUUGACAAGCCAUAUUGACUCUUACGCCCAGGCCAUCUUUGAACUGAUGGGAUUCAACAUUUCUUUGAUCAUUUUCUGCGUGUCGAACGUGGUCGUCUGUAGCAUUCUGUCCAUCGUUGUCUCGUGGAAGCUGGGUCUUGUCGGUGUCUUCGCUGGAAUCCCUCCGCUACUCGGCGCGGGAUACGUCAGGAUCCGCAUUGAGACCAAGAUGGACUCCGAUAUUGACGAGAAGUUCUCUCAGAGCGCUUCGGUGGCAUCGGAGACGGUUACCGCAAUCCGAACUGUGUCGUCCCUCGCCAUUGAGGAGGACGUUCUGCGCAGAUACACUCACGAGCUCGACACAGCCAUCAGUCAAGCAAAGGCCCCUCUGUUCAACAUGAUGAUCUGGUUCUCCUUCACCCAAUCAGUCGAGUACUUCAUCCUCGCCCUGGGCUUCUGGUGGGGAUCCAAACUGGUUUCCAACGGCGAGAUUUCUUUCUACCAGUUCAUUGUCUCCUUCAUGGGAGUCUACUUCUCUGGUCAGGCAGCUGGUCAGCUGUUCAGCUUCGCAGGCAGUUUCACCCAAGCCAACUCGGCAGCCAACUACUACUUUUGGAUUUGCGGUCUUGAGCCCACGAUCCAUGAGACUGAGGAGAACAUCAAGAAGGUCCCCAAGGAGGGAUGCAAUUCUUACAAGUUCCAAGAUGUCGAGUUCUCGUACCCGCUUGCGCCGGACAACCGUGUUCUGAAGGGAGUGUCCCUCAAUGUUGAACCUGGCCAAUUUGUCGCUUUUGUGGGAGCUUCAGGUUGUGGAAAGAGCACGAUGAUUGCUCUCCUCGAACGAUUUUAUGACCCAACUAGUGGCUCCAUCAUCAUCGAUGGUAGCGACUCCCUGAGCGACCUCAACCCGCGUGCUUAUCGCAGCAGAGUGGCGCUCGUUCAGCAGGAGCCGACUCUUUUCCCGGGCAGCAUCCGUGAAAAUAUCUCCAUGGGUAUCGACAUGGAUGUUGCUAACAAGGAGGAUGGCCCGGUUACUGUGGACGAUAAGAUGAUCGAGGAAGCUUGCCGUGCCGCGAACGCAUGGGACUUUGUCAGUUCAUUGCCAGAAGGUCUCGCAACUCCUUGCGGAACUGGUGGUAGUCAGCUCUCCGGAGGUCAGCGACAGCGCAUUGCCAUCGCGCGUGCUCUCAUUCGCAACCCGAGUGUCAUUUUGCUCGAUGAGGCAACGAGUGCGUUGGACACCGAGUCGGAGAGAGUUGUGCAGGCGGCCCUCAUGGAAGCAUCGUCCACUGGCAAGAGAAUCACCGUCGCAGUUGCUCAUCGUCUGUCAACGGUGCGGACAGCGCACCGUAUUUUUGUCUUCUACGGUGGUCGAAUCGUGGAAGCGGGUACACAUUCCGAGCUUAUUGCUCAGGGAGGAAUGUAUAAUAAGAUGUGUGAGGCUCAGAGCUUGGAUGGUUCUACACAAUAAGCCUCCUCAUUUUCAUGACGGGCAUCCGUGGUUUAUUUACCGCGCUGGCUAAAAUUGGGAUAUCUAGAAUAAAGAGGUCACUCAGGAGUGCCUUAAACUAAAAGUAACGACUAUUCAAUAAUACACAACCAUCAAGAU